Messenger RNA from Pipistrellus nathusii (Nathusius's pipistrelle), 1065 nucleotides. Lineage: Eukaryota; Metazoa; Chordata; Mammalia; Chiroptera; Vespertilionidae. The record is from the annotation of a GenBank genome assembly.
AUGAGGGCGCGGCCGCGGGUCUGCGAGGCGCUGCUCUUCGCGCUGGCGCUCCACACCGGCCUGAGCUACGGCAUCAAGUGGCUGGCGCUGUCCAAGACGCCGGCAGCCCUGGCCCUGAACCAGACGCAGCACUGCAAACAGCUGGAGGGCCUGGUGUCGGCGCAGGUGCAGCUGUGCCGCAGCAACCUGGAGCUCAUGCACACCGUCGUGCACGCCGCCCGCGAGGUCAUGAAGGCCUGCCGCCGGGCCUUCGCCGACAUGCGCUGGAACUGCUCCUCCAUCGAGCUGGCCCCCAACUACCUGCUUGACCUGGAGAGAGGGACCCGGGAGUCCGCCUUCGUGUAUGCGCUGUCAGCAGCCACCAUCAGCCACGCCAUCGCCCGGGCCUGCACCUCCGGCGACCUGCCUGGCUGCUCCUGCGGCCCUGUCCCAGGUGAGCCACCCGGGCCCGGGAACCGCUGGGGAGGAUGUGCGGACAACCUCAGCUACGGGCUCCUCAUGGGGGCCAAGUUUUCCGAUGCUCCUAUGAAGGUGAAAAAAACAGGAUCCCAAGCCAAUAAACUGAUGCGUCUACACAACAGUGAAGUGGGGAGACAGGCUCUGCGUGCGUCUCUGGAGAUGAAGUGUAAAUGCCACGGGGUGUCCGGCUCCUGCUCCAUCCGCACCUGCUGGAAGGGGCUGCAGGAGCUGCGGGACGUGGCCGCCGACCUGAAGACGCGCUACCUGUCGGCCACCAAGGUGGUGCACCGCCCCAUGGGCACCCGCAAGCACCUGGUGCCCAAGGACUUGGACAUCCGGCCCGUGAAGGACUCGGAGCUGGUCUACCUGCAGAGCUCGCCCGACUUCUGCAUGAAGAACGAGAAGGUGGGCUCCCACGGGACGCAGGACAGGCAAUGCAACAAGACAUCCCACGGCAGUGACAGCUGCGACCUCAUGUGCUGUGGACGUGGCUACAACCCCUACACGGACCGCGUGGUCGAGCGCUGCCACUGCAAGUACCACUGGUGCUGCUACGUCACCUGCCGCAGGUGCGAGCGCACGGUGGAGCGCUACGUCUGCAAGUGA